Messenger RNA from Hippoglossus stenolepis (Pacific halibut), 7696 nucleotides. RefSeq names its product solute carrier family 8 member 2b (gene slc8a2b). The record is from RefSeq and is a predicted model, not a curated record. Gene Ontology annotation, cellular component: postsynapse; axon; sarcolemma. Gene Ontology annotation, molecular function: calcium:sodium antiporter activity. The transcript is spliced from 17 exons. NCBI's taxonomy places the organism in Eukaryota, Metazoa, Chordata, Actinopteri, Pleuronectiformes, Pleuronectidae. Bases 369 to 3338 code for a protein of 989 amino acids. Gene Ontology annotation, biological process: calcium ion import across plasma membrane; sodium ion transmembrane transport; cell communication.
GAGAGAGAGAGAGAGAGAGAGAGAGAGGGAGAGAGAGAGAAAGAGAGAGAGGAGCAGCUCUGAGCACAGCACCGAGGACAGUUUCCCUCUCUCGUCUUUCACGCGCUCAUCAGAGACGAUGCUCUCCGCUGUGCGUGCGGACUCACUCUGAAACUGAAGGUCCUCACAACCACAUGAGUUUGGCUCGGCCCGUCAGUGAGUAGGAGCUCUGUGAGGAGCGAGAGCUGAAGACGGAGCAACCGAGACUCGUGGUGAACUACUCGCACCACCCUCAGCUCGACCAGCGCCUCCCCCUCCCACCUCCCUCUUCCUCAGCCUGAGCCCAUCGUCCUCUGCCUCGCCGGUUCUCGUGGGAACCGCAUGCAACUAUGUCUCUCCUCGCCUCACCCACCCCCUUCCUCCUCCUCCUCCUCCUCCUCUUCCUCCAGCAGCUGCCUCCCUGUCAGCCGGAGUCCGAGCGCACUGAGCCCAGCGUUGACCCCAGCCUGAGAGCGGUCACGCCCUCCAUGUUCCCCUCUUCACAUCCGUCCGCCAAGCCCCAUGUUAAUAACAGCAUAUCCAGAAGGAGACAGAAGUGUGAGGAGCCGACGGUGUGCCGGCCCGGCAUCGUGCUGCCCGUCUGGAAGCCCAUCCAGCCGGGGCUCGGACACAAGGUGGCCAGAGCUGUGGUCUACUUUGUGUCACUCAUGUACAUGUUCCUGGGGGUGUCCAUCAUCGCCGACCGCUUCAUGGCGUCUAUAGAGGUCAUCACAUCGCAGGAGAAGGAGGUGACCAUCACGAUGCCAAACGGGGAAACAUCUGUGGCAACGGUUCGAAUCUGGAAUGAAACUGUUUCCAAUCUGACGCUCAUGGCUCUGGGCUCCAGCGCUCCAGAGAUACUGCUGUCUGUUAUAGAGGUGUGCGGUCACGGCUUUGAGGCUGGCGAGUUGGGCCCGGGAACCAUCGUUGGCAGCGCCGCCUUCAACAUGUUUGUGAUCUUGGGGAUCUGCGUGUGGGUGAUCCCCACCGGCGAGACCCGCAAAAUCAAGCACCUCCGGGUGUUCUUCAUCACGGCCUUCUGGAGCAUCUUCGCCUACAUCUGGCUCUACCUCAUCCUGUCCGUCAUGUCGCCGGGCGUCGUGGAGGUGUGGGAGGCCCUCGUGACCCUGCUCUACUUCCCAGUGUGUGUCCUCCUGGCUUGGAUCGCUGACCGCCGCCUGCUCUUCUACAAGUACAUGGGCAAGCGUUACCGCGCCGACAAGCGCCACGGCAUCGUCGUGGAGACCGAAGGAGACCUGACACCCAGCAAGGGCGGCAUGGAGAUGAUCAUAGACGGCAAGUUCCCGCCGAGAGGGGGCACCGUGGUCCCUGCAGAAAACUGCGGGGGAACUCAGGACGGCGCGGGAGGCGCUGCGGCCAAUAACGUUGGUGCCGCAGCCAUGGCAACGGGAGCUGGGGGCAACCUGCCCAACUCCAGCAGCAUGGUGGUCAAUGCAGAGAGCAGCAAGGAGCUGGACGAGAGCCGCAAAGAGGUGAUUCGUAUCCUGAAGGAGCUGAAGCAGAAAUAUCCCGACAAAGAGCUGGACCAGUUGGUGGAGCUGGCCAACUACUACGCACUGCUGCACCAACAGAAGAGCAGGGCCUUCUACCGCAUACAGGCGACGCGCAUGAUGAUCGGAGCCGGUAACGUCCUGAAGAGGCACGCGGCCGACAACGCUCGCCGCACAGCUGUGGUGGACGAGGAGGCCCCGGAGGACGACGACCUGGGGAUCUGCAGCCGCAUCUCGUUUGAGAGCGCCCACAGUCAGUGCAUGGAGAACUGUGGCGUCCUGACACUGGCUGUCGUCUGCCUAGGCGGUCUGGGAGAGAACACCUUCUACGUAGACUACAGGACUGAAGAUGGUUCAGCCAACGCCGGCUCAGAUUACGAUUACAGCGAAGGGACAUUGGUGUUCAAACCGGGAGAGACACGCAAAGACAUCAAGGUCGGGAUAAUCGAUGAUGACAUAUUCGAGGAGGACGAACACUUCUUUGUGCGCCUGCUGAAUCUGCGUGUCGGCGACGCCGAGGGGAUGUUUGAGAGCGACGAAGUGGGCGCCGCACCGAAAGCUCGCUUGCUUGAGCCCCUGGUCGCCACGGUGACCAUCCUGGACGACGACCACGCUGGCAUCUUCACGUUCAGCGAGCGCAUGGUGCGGGUGAGCGAGAGCGUGGGCACCAUGGAGGUGACGGUGUCUCGCAACUCUGGCGCCCGUGGCACAGUCAUCCUGCCGUACCACUCCGAGUCAGGGACCGCCAAGUCUGGAGAAGACUUCGAGGAAGCCAGAGGAGAGCUGGAGUUCAGCAACGACCAAACCACUCAGACGUUCCAGGUGAGGAUAAUUGAUGACGAAGAAUAUGAAAAACAUGAAAACUUCUUCAUUGUGUUGGAGGAGCCGCGCUGGUUAAAGAGAGGAAUUUCAGCUCUUCUGCUCAGCCAAGAAGGGGUGGAUGGGCAGAUGAGCUCUGAGGAGGAGGAGGCUCGCAGGAUAGCUGAGAUGGGGAAGCCCAUCCUGGGAGAGCACAGUCGCCUGGAGGUCGUCAUCGAGGAGUCGUACGAGUUCAAGAGCACAGUUGACAAGCUCAUCAAGAAGACCAACCUGGCGCUGGUGAUCGGCACCCACUCGUGGAGGGAACAGUUUGUGGAGGCGGUGACUGUCAGUGCAGGUGAUGGCGAUGAUGACGAUGAAGGUCGUGAGGAGCACCUCCCGUCGUGUUACGACUACGUGAUGCAUUUCCUCACCGUCUUCUGGAAGGUGCUGUUCGCCUGCGUCCCGCCCACAGAGUACUGGAACGGCUGGGCCUGUUUCUUGGUCUCCAUCAGUUCCAUCGGCCUCCUCACCGCCGUCAUCGGAGACUUGGCGUCGCACUUCGGCUGCACCGUGGGCCUGAAGGACACGGUGACUGCCGUGGUGUUUGUGGCGUUGGGGACUUCUAUUCCAGACACCUUUGCUAGCAAAGUGGCCGCCAUGCAGGACCAACACGCCGACGCAUCCGUUGGAAAUGUGACCGGUAGCAACGCCGUCAACGUCUUCCUGGGGAUCGGCGUGGCCUGGUCAGUGGCCGCCAUCUAUUGGAAAAUCAAUGGGAAGGAGUUCAGGGUGGAGCCGGGGUCGCUGGCUUUCUCCGUCACCAUCUUCACCGUCUUCGCUUUCAUCAGCAUGGGCGUGCUCCUGUUCAGACGCCGGCCCUCCAUCGGCGGAGAGCUCGGGGGCCCAAGGGUGCCCCGCAUCCUGACCACGCUGCUGUUCCUCGGCCUGUGGUUCCUCUACAUCCUCUUCUCCAGCCUGGAGGCCUACUGCCACUUCGGCAGCUUUUAAAAAGGAGAUGAGAAAAGUUGUGGGAGCAUAUUGCACAACAACACACCCACACACACACAUUAACACACAGUUCAAACACGUGUAAGAUUUAUCAGUUUAACAGGGCUCGCUGCAGCCUGGAGCUGGACACACAAAUACUUCAUGUGCACACACACACUUUAUACUUACACACAUGUAAGCAGAUCACACAGACCCGCACAGUGACAGGCAUGAUGGAGGGCGAGAGGAAGUGUUUGUGAAGCUGCUGCUGCAGAGUGUGAAGGUUUCAGGUGAAGAGAAGGUCGGCCUCUGGAGAGCUGAUUCUUUCUGUGGUUCAUCUUAACGUCAGGUGGGUUUGGAUCAGAUCCGACCUGUGAUGGAGGAGAGCAGGACGGUUGCUGUGUGCAGACAGAGGUUCUCUGUCCUCCUCUCGUCUGUUCCACCACCUUUGCUCGUCCAGCUCCACGUCUCUUCCCCGAGGAGGUGGAGCGCUGUGUGACAGAAGGAGUGGAUUGUUUACAAUAUCAUUACCAUUACGCUUGUUUACUACAGGAGAGCUGAGGCUUGUCUAAUAGUUUAGAUGAAGGCGUUUCUCCACACGCGCUGUAAAUAGUCAAAACCAGUGUACAUACAGAGUGUCGUGUUUUCAGGAGACAGGUCGUGACGCCGAAAGAGUCAGAGAGGGUCAGAGAAGAAAUGAUCCCAGAGAACGAGACGCUGCUUUUCUGUUUAAAAAGUCAGAAUACAGCAAAAAGAAGGAAAAUCUGACGUCAGGUUUCUGCUUCUUCUUGGAUGUUCUUUAAAUUCCUGGUCGGACUGGAUCACCACAGAUCCUGAUCAUCAGAGGAGCUCGAGACUAAAGUUUGAACCAAACAGACAGAAGAUGAACUGGUGAAGUUUUUAAAGAGCCAUACCUCAGUCAGACCUCGGGCACUUCUCUCUCUGACGGAGGUUCGUGUAUCAGACUGAAGGAUAUUUAAUUUGCAUGUGUAGGCAGAUAUGACGCAUCUUCACAUAAUGAGUCACAUAUAAACUAUUUAAAAGGGAAUGAACAGAGUCCACCUGUAAAUUACAUCCAUUCAUUUGUGUGUGUGUUCGCUCAGUGAACAGAAACUCUCAGCUCGUCGGUGUUAAGUCCUUCUUGUGUACAGACGUGUGUGUGUGUGUGUGUGUGUGUGUGUGUGUGUGUGUGUGUCAGCUGACAGGAAGGACAGAGGAGGCGUCUGAGUCUCCUCAGUAAGAACGAACACUGUAGCUGCAAACUUUGAGGUUUUCUGCUGCGUCGUCACUGAUCAUCACUCGGUCGUCUCUGUGUCGUGUGGUUGUGACAGACUAAUCCAUUAAUGUGGCAUGUACCCCGACGGACUAAUCCUCUAUCGUUAGCUGCAUGUCAGACAAACGUGCAUGGACGGUCGGACAAGAUUUAACAGUGUUAGUUUACGUUGAAGAAAAGUCACUAAAUCCCAUUUAAGCCCCUUGAUAACUGAUUAGAUCCCAAUCAUCCAGAUUCACGACACAACAUGUGGAUCAGGACACAGGAUCCUGAUCCCCACUUCAGUGAGGACGCAGGAUGUUGAGUUACACUCGUGCUUCAGUGCAGCGCCCAUUCAACGCCUUCAGGAAAAGUCUCCAGUGAAAAUCGAGUAUUGAAGCUUUCAGCUGCACAAACUGUCCCGGCUGCACUUUGUUCAGUGUAACUACAACAAACUGUGUUUCUCUGAGUUAGUGUGCGACACAUGACUGAAGGAAGUUUCCACUUCCACUCUGGGUGUUUCUUGUCCUGCUGUGAUGUGUCCCUCACCCCCGACCUGGACUGCACAUUCGGUUGUUAAGAAGAUUAACUGGACCCUGUUUACAAUCUGCAGGUUUAAAGCUGCAUCCACACUAUUACGUUUUAGUUUUGAAACCCAUCCCUAUUGCCACGGCUCCACCUGCCGCCCACACUGCUCGAGCACCAAACCCUGAGAAGUUUGGAAACGAUGAAGGAGUCACGUGCACCUGCUUCCUGAUUGGUUCUUAACAGUCACGACUCGACGACCAGACGUGAAUGCAAAGCGUCGCUAACACUCGUCAUCGUUCCAAGAAAAUAAAUCCCUGCUCUUACUUCUCACCAUCGCUGUUUCUCAUUCGUAGUAUUUCCUGUAACCACCUGCAGAGGAGACAAUCUGCUUCCUGUUUACACCACAUGACCAGUGUACGGUCAUGUGAUCUUUCAGGUGCGUUACUGAUGCCGAGCUAAUCGAGUGUGGACGGACAGAAAUCAUUUUAGUUGAAAAACAAAAAACGUAUUAUUGUGGAAGAAGCCUCAAACCAAGACAGUUUCUUCUGGUGAUAGAACCAGAGCGUCGGCUGCGUUCAGUGGAAACACGUUAGAACACUGAGCUUCCUUCAAUGGAACAAACAGUCACAUGUUCACUAGCUUCUGAAACUUACCAGAGAAAAACACUGAACUUCUAAUCUGCUGUGACAUUUACACACUGACAUUUCAGCUUCAUUAGCUUCAAUGCUAGUCCGAGCAUGAACAACAGUUGCGAGCGGAAACUUUGACAUUAACUAUUGAUUAUUAUCCCAGACAAGAAGCAUCGAGAGUCCAGGAUCCUUCAUUGCAUCAUUAAAGUUACUGUAAUUUUCACUGCCUGACAUCGGACACAUUUCAUGUUUGUGCUGCAGGUGCAUUUCCAACAUCUCACCCACAAAUGAUAAGUGCUAUACAAGUGGAAACUGUUACUGUUAUUACACAUAAAUCUAACAGAAAGAUUAGAUUCAUUUACCCUGACUACACUUUGUAGAACUUUCUAAAACCAGUUUUGUAUCUUUUCCGUACAGACGUAGCCAAGUUAGACUUUUUUGUACUUCUAAACGACGUUUAGAGUAGAAUCAACGUGUCCAGUUGGUUGUGUUGAUGACAUCGUUAGUGGAUUGGAUUUUGAUAUAUUUUCCACAGAGGAAACUCCCCUUUGAAACUGCUCAAACAUGUCGUGUGUCAUCAAACUUUAUCUCAUCUCAUUUACUCGUCUGCCGACUUGUUUGUGUCUCUGUUACUAAUGUAUAUUUCGUCUUACGAGACGAUUUAGAUAUUUAUUUAUUUACAUGAAGAUUAUUUAUCUAUGGUCCUUGACGCCAACAGUUUGGAGUUUAGUUCAAGGAGUGUGGGUUCAACGUGCAAUACAGGCAAAAGAAAUCAUUUUUCCGUUUGUGGCUUUGAUGAGAGGUCAGUUCCCAUGUUUGUUUUUUCUGUGUUUUGUUGUUUCCCGCCGCCAACGUACAUUUGGUCACGCAGUCCUCCAGCAGGAGGAGCUGUAAGUGUAAGUAGCAUGUUUACAUGUAGAAACAGUGUGGAACAUUGUCAGUAUGAUUGUCAGUCUCGGGUUGACGUGAGCCGAACAGGGACGUUUACAGGAGGUUGUGAGGCAGGUCAGACGUGUGAGGUACACAACACACACUGACACACACACACACAGGUGAACAGGUGUGAGCUCCUGUGUGAUCUGUGACUGAGGUGACCGGUGUGUGCAGACGGGAUCAGCUUCAUCCCGGCAGAUGUGACCCAGAUGUGGCUCAGCACCCAGAAACAGAACUGUCUACAACAUCCAGACAAUGUUCCUUGUUUCCAUGAACUUCUGUACUAACGUGUCCGGCUUCGGCCUUUGCUGUUCUGUAGCUAGAACCCCCUGCUGCCCCUCCCUCUGUGUAUGCAUGAUGUAUGUGUGUGUGUUAGCAGCAUGGUCUACUGUGAUGGACACCUACAAGAAUAUUUUAUCAGGUUGAUUUCCCACAGUCCCAAACACAGGAGGAGCGUUGUGAAAUAAAAUGAGCAGGUGUGCUCACGCAGACACAACCACGACUCCGCACAGAUACAAUGAACACACACACACACACACACACACACAGACACACACACACACACACACACACACAGACAGCAUUUAUCGAUUCAGUGUCAAGUUUGUUUCCCUCCGAAGCUGUGAAAAGAGUCUGCUCUGUUGUGUCAAAGCUACGUCUGCAACGCGCAACAUCCCAGGUCAUUUGUUUUUCGUUUGUUAAUUGUACGAUAUUUCUGUGUCCGUGUUGGUGCCCCCUCUUCCAGGUCUUGCUCUUCAAUGUGUCUCUGUGAAGUUUUUUCCUGUGAUGAUGAAAAUUUCUCUCUGCCUGAACCUUUGUAGGGAAAUAACAACUGAGUUACUACAAUAUCAUGUGAUUAGACAUAUACAUUUAUUCAAUGUUGUAAUAAAUUAUUAACUGAAGAUGAUAUAAAAAGUUUUUUUAUGAAAUGAAGAAAAAAAGUGACAACUUGUUUUUGAGAACAUGGCAUGAGGUGUAACGUGUUACUGGAAGAAAAUGAAGACCUUAUUUGAAUAUAGUUUAUUUAUUUUCAAGGA